CGCGUAUUAAAUAUAUAAACCGAUUGUUGUGUCGUGCCUCGCCGAGAAAACGACUAAACCGGUUCCACCAUGCAGGGCAGUCACAAUCCGAACAAUGAGAUUCGCAUCCCCAGCUUCACGUCAAUAUGCGGCGCCCACCGCCCGUGCGACAAGAGCAAGAUGCUUUACACCAGACCCAAACCCGAUGUGCUGCAGAGCAUCCUGCAGUCCAAGGCCAAUCCCGGAUACAAGUCGCGCCGCCUGUGGUACGAGCUGAACAUGCCGGAGUGCGCCAGCUCCCUGCUGGACGGGAAAAUGCAAUCCGACCUGCCCAACAGCAUCCUCUGUCCCAAGAAUCUGCCGGCCGCGAAACGGAAACAGAAACGUGACAGCGCGGUCUCCAAGACCAACUACAUGACGAUGCGCCUGGAACGAGAGCAUUUCCGGCGCAAGCUGGUCGAGUUGAUACUGCACAUGGACGAUGACCAGGAUCCAGAGUUGGCCGCUCAGGGUGCCAUACCCUUUCCGGAUCAGGAAGAGCGUGAAAUUUUGCGCUAUUACUACUACAUAAAGCACGGCAUCGACACCAUUCACGUUUCUCCGUUGAGCAAGAAGAUCCUUAAGAGAAUCACAGACCUUGUACCACCAUUACUUUACAAAUGGCAAACCGCUCUUAAUGAUAAUAUUGCCGAGGUGCGGUCGGAUUAUGUGUUUGCCAUGAAAAAGGCUGUGGUGGAUUUUGUCCUGCGUCACACUGUCCUGGAUCGAUUGACCAAGGAGGGAACUGGUGGCAAAUUCGAUACCGCCGAGCGGAGAGAGGUCAAGGCCAUGACUAACUUCUGGCGAUAUCGCUAUGAUGAGAAUCGCAACGUCCUGAUGAAAACGCUCUUCUGCAUACAUCGAAGUGUGGCCGGCAUCUUGGAGCUGUGGAGCAUGAAGUAUAAUGAUAAGUUCUUUAUCGAUACGAAAGAGAUUUCCAAAACCCAGACUCCCUUUACAUUAUUUGGAUUUGUGUACUUGUGUGGAUCCCACAUUGACCAAGGCAAGAGCAUGCUGGAGGAGAGCUGGUAUGGGGAGAUACAUUCCUCAUUGCUGAAGGCGAGCAAGCGUGGUCAGUUGCCGGACAUCCGUCGGUUUACGCUGGUGAAGCGCUUCUUUAACUGCGUGGCUGCCUUGAUGACGCAGCAGCUGGAGGAUAUAUGCAUUAGAAGUCUGAAGGCCUAUGCCGAUUUUAUUUGCGAUUACGGGCACUCGAAUCCUGGAUUCGAAAUUUCUGUGAUGCUGGCCGAUGAGGAUACUAUUCAGUUUAUUCCCAGCUUCUCUAAGGUUCAAUCCGAACUGCUUCGCGUCAUUGACAUGAUUAUAAUAAGCAUCCAACAAUUGCCGCGCAUCGAGAGCAAGCUCUACACAGAUCUGAUCGUGUCAAAGAAGCUCUUCCUCACACCCACGGUGCCGGAUAGCAUUGUCCAGGAGACAAAGAACCGGAUUUGCGCCAUGCUUGAGGAUCAGCGCAUCGGACCGGAGUUGAGACUGCAGGACUUUGAUCCUUUCAUCGAUUUGAUAAACGGCAUUGAUGCCGAACGGGUGGCCAAUUUUAUGGAGAGCGAUGCUACCUUCGAACAGUAUUCGGAAAUGGUGUAUGAGUACAGGGAUAAAGAGGAUCGCAUUGGCAAAGAAGUUUGGGCUGUGAUCCGGAUGGGUUUCUAUGAGUUUCACCGCGAGAAGUUCAUAACUCAUUUAGAAACUUUGGCCCGACAGUUGCAACUGGAUCUACUGGCCAGAAUGGUUGCCGAUCAGCAGGCGAGAAUCUCUCGAUUGGGUAAAGAGUACGAUGCCAUUGCCAAGAAGGCCUUAACUGUGCCCAAGGAUACGGCUGAACUGAUGGAACUGAAGGCCUAUGUAGUGCAUGCGGAGGAGAACCUUGUGCCUGAGAUGGAGGCCCGACUUAAGGUGAAUAUGGGUGAAAUCUUGUGGCUGAUGGAUCACACUCUGUACUCACCGCUGGAGAUCAAGAACAAUAGCAACUCCUUCCAGUGGUACCUGAAGCUUCCCUCGAUCUUUGAGCAGCACCGCGCAAUUAUAGCGGAGAAGGUGAUUGAGUACCAGGAGCUGCUGAAGAAGCGAAUCGAGCUCUUCCGCCGCGAACUCCAGACUUACUACGAACAGGUGCAGACCUACGACACCUGGGGCGACAUCAAGCAAUUGGCGCGGUAUAAAAAACGUGCCGGCGUGUUAGAUCAACGAUUGGUACAGGCUAUGGAGACCAUUGAUCAAAUUAACGAGGAAGAGACCUCCUAUGGCUGGGAUCUCUCGCAAUAUCCCAUGCGAAAGAAGGCCCACGAUCAGUUGAAGCCUUACAAAACCCUCUUCGAUGCUGGACAGGAUUUCAUGGACAAGUACGACCUGUGGAUGCACUCGCAAGUUGGAUCCUUUUUCCCCGAUGAGAUCGAUGGCGAUGUGGCAAACUUCUAUCGCGUUAUCCAGAAACUGGACAAACAGAUGGGUGAUCAUCCGACCACAAUGCAGCUGAUCCAAGAUGUCAAGGCCCAGAUAGAAGCCUUCCGCGAGCACAUGCCGAUCAUCAAUACGCUGGGCAAUCCGGGCAUGAAGGCUCGUCAUUGGGAGUUGGUGUCCGAAAUUAUUGGCUUCCCCAUCAAGGUGUCGCCAGAGCUGACGCUGGAGAAGAUAAUCGAGUAUCAGUUGGAUGAGUAUGUGCCCAAGUUUGAGGCUAUUUCAGAGAGUGCCACCAAAGAGAACAAUCUGGAAAGAGCCAUGGCUAAGAUGGUCAACGAAUGGGAGGGCGUUGAGUUCUCCGUUUCGCCAUACAGGGAUUCUGGUACAUACAAGUUGGCUGCCGUGGAUGACAUCCAAAUAUUGUUGGACGACCAAAUCAUCAAGACGCAGACGAUGAAGAGCUCACCCUACAUCAAGCCUUUCGAGGCAGAGAUUCUCAAGUGGGAGGCCAAGCUUAUGCUGCUGCAGGAGAUCCUGGAUGAGUGGUUGCGCGUGCAGGCCACCUGGAUGUAUUUGGAGCCCAUCUUCAGCAGCCCGGAUAUUCAGCAGCAGAUGCCAGAGGAGGGGCGUCGCUUCAGUGCCGUGGAUAAGAUCUGGAAGGAACUAAUGAAACAGGUGGCCUCCGAUCCGAAAGUAAUGGUUGUGGUCCAAAUUGACAAAAUGAACGACAAACUGAAGAAGGCCUACACCCUGUUGGAGAUUAUUCAGAAGGGUCUCAAUGCCUAUCUGGAGAAGAAGCGUCUAUACUUCCCACGUUUCUUCUUCCUCUCGAACGACGAAUUACUGGAGAUUCUGUCCGAGACCAAGGAUCCGACACGUGUCCAACCGCAUUUGAAGAAGUGCUUCGAGGGCAUCUCCACUUUAAAUUUCACAGAGGAACUGGAUGUGAUUGCAAUGCGUUCCUCGGAGCGCGAGGAAGUGGCCUUAGUGGACUCGAUCUCAACGUCAAAGGCCCGUGGACAAGUGGAGAAGUGGUUGCUGGAGUUGGAGAUCAGCAUGAAGAAGAGUUUACACCACAAGAUAGCGGAGGCCUUCUACAGCUACCUGAAGAUGGUGCGACAUGUUUGGGUGCUGACAUGGCCGGGUCAGACGGUUCAGUCCAUUUCGCUCACAUACUGGACUUUGGAGAUCACCGAGUGCUUCGAGAGCAACGAUCCCAAAGAGAACUUGGCCAAAUACUUGCAGAAAUGCAUCGCACAGAUCAACAAGAUUGUAGAUUUGGUGCGUGGCGAUUUAAACACUCAGAAUCGUAUCACUUUGGGCGCUUUGGUGGUGCUGGAUGUCCAUGCCCGUGAUGUGCUCGCUGAGAUUGUACAAAAUGGAGUGGAGGAUCUGCAGGACUUCCAGUGGUUGUGCCAGCUGCGUUAUUACUGGGAGGAUAAUAACCUGGACACGCGAAUGAUAAACUGUUCGCUGCCGUAUGGCUACGAGUAUUUGGGCAACACACCUCGAUUGGUGGUCACCCCGUUGACGGAUCGCUGUUAUCGCACAUUGUUCGCUGCCCUGAACUUGCAUUUGGGCGGUGCACCCGAGGGUCCGGCCGGAACUGGCAAGACUGAGACCACCAAGGAUCUGGCAAAGGCUGUGGCUAAGCAGUGCGUGGUAUUCAAUUGCUCAGAUGGUCUGGACUACCUGGCUCUGGGUAAGUUCUUUAAGGGAUUGGCCUCAUGCGGUGCCUGGUCUUGCUUCGACGAGUUCAACCGCAUUGAUCUGGAGGUGCUAUCUGUGGUGGCGCAGCAAAUUCUGACCAUUCAGCGGGGCAUCAACUCGGGCAGUCCCACUUUAAUCUUUGAGGGCACUACCCUUACAUUGGAUCCCACUUGUGCGGUGUUCAUCACCAUGAAUCCUGGCUACGCGGGACGUUCAGAGUUGCCUGAUAAUUUGAAGGCACUCUUCCGUUCAGUGGCCAUGAUGGUGCCAGAUUAUGCCCUAAUUUCCGAGAUUGAAUUGUACUCGUAUGGUUUCUUAACCGCCAAGCCGUUGUCCGUCAAGAUCGUGGCCACAUAUCGUCUGUGUUCGGAGCAGUUGAGCACACAGUGUCACUAUGAUUAUGGUAUGAGAGCUGUGAAAUCUGUGCUGAAGGCGGCGGGUGCUUUGAAGCUUCGUUAUCGGGAUGAAAAUGAGGAUAUAUUGGUCUUGCGCUCCAUUAAGGAUGUUAAUUUGCCCAAGUUCCUCAACCAGGACAUUCCCCUGUUCCAGGGCAUCACCUCCGAUUUGUUCCCUGGCACUGUUCUGCCGGAGGCUGAUUAUGUGCUCUUCAAUAAGUGCACACAGAUGGCAUGUGACAAACAGAAUAAACAGUGCACUCCUUUUGUCCUGGAGAAAGUGCAACAGCUUUAUGAGAUGAUUGUGGUGCGUCACGGGCUUAUGUUAGUGGGUUAUCCCUUUGGGGGUAAAUCAACUACCUAUCGCAUCCUAGCAGAUACUCUUGAAUGCAUGGAGAAGACGGAUGGAUCUGAAAACAAAGCUAUUUAUACAAUCAUCAAUCCUAAGGCCAUUACCAUGGGUCAGCUGUAUGGCCAAUUCGAUGCAGUGUCCCACGAAUGGAGUGAUGGUAUCCUGGCGGUGAACUAUCGUAUUUUUGCUGUCUCCGAUACACCAGAUCGAAAGUGGCUAAUAUUCGAUGGCCCCGUGGAUGCCAUUUAUGAGAAUAUGAACACUGUGCUGGAUGACAACAAGAAGCUGUGCCUUAUGUCCGGUGAGAUCAUUCAGUUGUCGAAUACCACUAAUUUGGUUUUCGAGCCCAUGGAUCUGGAAGUGGCCUCGCCAGCCACUGUCUCUAGGUGCGGCAUGAUCUAUCUGGAGCCGAGUUCUCUUGGUUGGGAACCGCUGGUGACCUCGUGGAAGAACACGCUACCCGCAGCCUUCCAUACGGUCAGCAAGCAACUGAUAUCGACUCUGAUCUCACGUUUUUGCCCCAUUCUAUUGUAUAUUGUGCGCAAGUGUCUGAAGGAAAUUGCACCCACAUCGGACGCCAAUCUAAUGGUCAGCUUGAUGAACUUCUUCGAGUGUUUCAUUGACGACUUUAAAGACGAAAAGUACGUGGCCAAUAUAUCCGAUUUGGAUUUUAGGGCCCAAACGGAGGGUAUAUUCCUGUUCUCUUGCAUUUGGUCAAUCGGCGGCGCCCUUGAUGCCGACAGCAGGGAUAAAUUUAACGUGGUUUUUAGAGCGCUAAUGGAGAAGACCUUUCCGCAAAAUCUCUACGAUACCUAUGGCGUUACGGAAGAUCUUUAUGUGGAAGCCUUGGCCAAGCCAUUUAUAUUCCCGAUACCGAAGCAGGGAUCAGUGUUCGAUUAUAGGUACAUUAAGGAGGGCAAGGGCAAGUGGAAGCCUUGGCAGGAUGAUGUUAAUUCCGCACCGCCGAUUCCCCGAGAUAUUCCCGUGAAUCAGAUCAUCAUACAGACCAAUGAAAGCGUUCGAAUCGCAGCCGUUUUGGAUCUUCUAGUGCGGCAUGGCAAGCCGCUAAUGUUGGUUGGACCCACCGGCACCGGCAAAAGUGUCUACAUCAUCGAUUACAUGCUGAAGAAGAUGGAUCUGACGAUCUUUAAGCCGCUCCUGAUCAGUUUCUCUGCUCAAACAUCGGCCAAUCAGACGCAGGACAUCAUUAUGUCCAAGCUGGAUAAGCGUCGCAAAGGUGUCUUUGGGCCACCGCUUAACAGUAGUUUUGUGAUCUUCGUGGAUGAUGUCUCUAUGCCGCUGAAGGAAAACUACGGUGCCCAGCCGCCCAUCGAACUUCUGCGCAUGAUGCUCGAUCACAUGAUGUGGUAUGAUCGGAAAAACAUAGUCCCAAUGAAGUUAAUUGACUUGCAGAUGAUCGUGGCCAUGGGACCGCCGUCAACAGGAAAUACGGUGACUCCUCGCUUCCAGCGCUUCUUCAAUGUGGUCGCCAUUGACGAUUUUAACAACGAUAUUAUGAACACAAUAUUUAGCAAAAUUGUUUUGUGGCAUCUGGACACUAGGGGCUUUUCCAAGGAGUUUGAUCCUUGCAUUGAAGAGAUCGUAGGCGCCACAUUGACCAUUUACAAUGACGCCAAACUGAAUCUGCUCCCCACCCCGGCCAAAUCCCACUAUUUAUUCAAUCUGCGUGACUUUUCGAGGGUGAUCCAGGGUGUCCUGUUGUCCGUACCGGAGGCCACCGAGGAUGUAAACUCGAUGCGACGCCUGUGGGUGCAUGAGGUGUUGCGAGUAUAUGGAGAUCGUCUGGUUGAGGAUGCGGAUCGUACCUGGCUCUUUGAGAACAUAUGCAGCACAGUGAAGAACUCCUUCAAUACCGAACCCAAUCGACUGUUUUCGGCCUUUGUGGAGAAGGAUAAAGCGUUGCAGGAAUCCGAUUUCCGCCGACUGAUCUACUGUGACUUUACCAAUCCGAAGGCGGACACCAAGAACUAUGUGGAGGUGCAGGAUCUGGAGGAGUUGCGCCGGGUGGUGGAGGCAUAUCUGGUGGAAUACAACAACAUGUCGAAGAAGCCCAUGAAUCUAGUGCUUUUCCGUUUCGCCAUCGAGCAUUUGUCGCGCAUAUGUCGCAUCAUUAAGCAGCCGAGGAGUCAUGCUCUGCUCAUCGGGGUCGGAGGCUCCGGACGCCAGAGCUUGACUCGAUUGGCUUCGCAUAUUUGCGACUAUGAGCUGUUCCAGGUGGAAAUCACACGAUUGUAUGGGCCGUACGAGUAUCACGAGGACAUCAAGGCGAUCCUACGCAAAAUUGGGGCAUCCGAGAUGCAUGGCGUGUUCCUCUUUACGGACGUACAGAUUAAAGACGAGUCCUUCCUGGAGGAUAUUAAUAAUCUGCUCAACUCUGGUGAGGUGCCGAAUCUCUUUACCAACGAGGAGAAGAUCGAAGUGGUGGAAAAGAUGGCACAGAUUGACAAGCAGAGGGACAAAGCUGUCCAAACCGAUGGCAGCCCAGUGGCUCUUUUUAACUUCUUUGUCACGACCUGCAAAGAUCAACUGCACAUUGUCCUUGCCAUGUCACCCAUUGGUGAUGCUCUGCGGAAUCGCAUCCGUAAAUUCCCUUCGAUAGUCAAUUGCUGCACAAUCGAUUGGUUCCAGCCUUGGCCGGAGGAUGCCCUGCUCGCCGUAUCCACAAGAUUCUUGGCCAGCGAGGAUCUCACUGCUCUGGAGCGUCGCACAGCUAUUGACAUGUGCAUGGAAUUUCACACAUCGACCCAGGCUCUGUCCGCGAGCUUCUUCUCGAGGUUACAUCGAUACAAUUAUGUGACGCCCACAUCGUAUUUGGAAUUGAUUCAGACCUUUAAGGCUUUACUUAGCCAAAAGAGAAACAACAUUACAAACAAUCGAAAUCGAUAUUUGACUGGCAUCUCCCAGCUGGAUAUUGCCGCCCAGCAAGUGGCCGUGAUGCAGGAGCAACUGAUUGCCUUGGAACCGAAGCUAAAAGAGGCAUCCGAGAUAGUGGCUGAGCAAGUGGCCAAGGUGACGGCGGAUAGCAAAUUGGCCGAGGAACAGCGAGAGAUUGUCAAGCUGGAUGAGAUGGCGGCCAAGGAGCAGGCGGCCGUGGCCCAAGAGAUCAAGGACGAGUGCGAUGCUAAGCUGGGCGAGGCUCUACCGAUUUUGGAGUCAGCUUUGGCUGCUUUGAACACCCUAACCACGGCGGAUAUAGCCGUGGUCAAGACCAUGAAGAGUCCACCCAUCGGUGUGAGAAUAGUCAUGGAGGCGGUGUGCAUCCUUAAAGAUGUUAAGCCCGAUAAGGUACCUAAUCCCAGUGGCGUGGGAACCGUUGAGGAUUACUGGGGACCGUCGAAGCGUGUGCUUAGCGACAUGAAGUUCCUGGAUAGCCUGCUUAACUUCGACAAGGAUAAUAUUCCGCCGGAGGUGAUGAAGAAGUUGGGACAGCGAAUUCUCAACAAUGAAGCGUUUGAUCCGGAUAAGAUUAAGACCGCCUCCACGGCCUGCGAGGGCCUGUGCAGGUGGGUCAUAGCUCUAACCAAAUACGAUGUGGUGGCCAAGGUGGUGGCACCCAAGAAGAUUGCUUUGGCCGAGGCCGAGGCCACAUACAAUGCGGCCAUGAAGACGCUGAACGAAAAACUGGCCCAGUUGGCCAGGGUAGAGGCCAAUCUGGCCGCAAUCCAAAAAAUACUCGACGAACAGCUGCGGCAAUAUGGCAUUUUGUUGGCGGAACACGAGGCCUGUACCAAGAAGUUGCAACGUGCCCAGGAGCUCAUCUCUGGCUUGGGUGGCGAGAGAACUCGAUGGUCGGAAACGGCCAAAAUGCUGCAGGCCAGCUUCAAGAGUGUAACUGGGGACGUGCUCAUUUCAUCGGGCGUCGUUGCUUAUUUGGGCCCCUUCACAAUCGAUUUUCGAGUGAAUCAAAUCCGCAAAUGGGUGACCAAGUGCCUGGAGUAUGGCGUAACCUGUUCGGCUGACUUCCAGCUAUCUGUUGUCCUGGGAGAACCAGUGGAAAUUCGUUUCUGGAACAUUUGCGGUCUGCCCACAGAUGCCUUCUCCAUUGAGAGUGCCAUUAUGAUGAAGAAUGCUCGUCGUUGGCCACUGAUGAUUGAUCCACAGGGACAGGCAAACAAAUGGAUUAAGAACUAUGAAAAGAACAACAAACUCUGUGUGAUUCGUCUUAAUCAGGCUGAUUACACGCGGGUCAUGGAGAAUGCCAUUCAAUUUGGUCUGCCCGUUCUGUUGGAGAACAUUGGCGAGGAGCUGGAUCUUUUAGAGUCGGUGCUGCUGAAACAACUAUUUAAACAGGGCGGAGCCCUUUGCAUCAAACUGGGCGACUCUGUCAUUGAGUAUAAUCAUAGCUUUAGAUUCUACAUGACAACAAAAUUGAGAAAUCCGCAUUAUCUGCCCGAGGUGGCAGUCAAGGUAACCUUGUUGAAUUUCAUGAUCACUACGCAGGGUUUGCAGGAUCAAUUGCUGGGCAUAACCGUGGCUCGAGAACGUCCCGAUUUGGAAGCGGAAAAGAAUAAUUUGAUUGUCCAGGGAGCGGAGAAUAAGCGGAUGUUAAAGGAGACUGAAGAUCAGAUAUUGGAAGUUCUGUCAUCCGCUGAAAAUAUUCUAGAGGAUGAGACGGCUGUACAGAUAUUGAGUUCGGCCAAGGCUUUGGCCAAUGACAUUAAUGAGAAGCAGGUCAUCACAGAGGCCACCGAAAAGCAGAUAGAUAUCGCACGUUUGAGUUAUGUUCCUAUAGCCGAACACUCUACCAUAUUGUUCUUUACCAUAGUGGAGCUGGCCAACAUCGAUCCCAUGUACCAGUACAGCUUGGUUUGGUUUGUCAACCUGUAUAUGUCAUCCAUAGAUAAUACGGAAAAGGUGGACGAUAUAGCGGCCCGGUUAUUGGACUUGCGGAAUCACUUCACCUACAGCCUGUACGUCAACAUCUGUCGCAGCCUCUUCGAGCGUGAUAAGCUGCUGUUUUCGCUCAUAUUGAACAUCAACCUGAUGAAGCAUGAAAAUAAGAUAGACAACGGCGAAUGGAUGUUCCUGUUGACAGGAGGCAUUGGUCUGGAGAAUCCACACAAGAAUCCCACCAGCUGGCUGGGCAUCCAAAACUGGGACGAGCUCUGUCGUCUCACCAAUUUGCCCAAUUUUAAGGGUUUACGCGAGGACUUUGGUAACAAUUCUGGCCAAUGGAAGACAUACUUUGAUUCACGGACGCCUCAUGAUAAUAACGAUGUACCGCCCGCUUGGAAAAAGCGACUCUCCGUAUUCCAGCAACUUGCUUUACGUGUCUUCCGUCCGGAUAAGUUGGUGCCGGCUGUGCUGAAUUUUGUUGCCGGUGAACUGGGUGCUCGGUUUGUUGAUCCACCACAGUUUGAUUUGAUGGCCUCGUUCGCUGACUCACACUGCUGUGUACCAUUGAUAUUUAUCCUGACCCCCGGCUCGGAUCCCACGGCUACGCUUUUGAAGUUCGCCGAGGAUCAGGGCUUUGGCACAAAUCGAUUAUUCUCGCUGUCGUUGGGUCAGGGGCAGGGCCCCAUUGCCAUGAAGAUGAUCGACGAGGGCGUCAAGUUGGGCAACUGGGUGGUGCUUCAGAAUUGUCAUUUGGCGGCCAGUUUUAUGCCAUCGCUGGAGAAGGUCUGUGAGAACCUCUUGCCGGAUUCCACGCAUCCGGACUUCCGGCUGUGGCUUACCUCGUAUCCGGCGGAACAUUUCCCGGUUGUGGUGCUGCAGAAUGGCAUCAAGAUGACCAACGAACCGCCCAAGGGUCUGCGCUCCAACAUUCUCCGCUCGAUGAUCAGUGAUCCGAUCAGUGAUCCCGAGUGGUACGAGUCCUACCAGCCCCGUAUUUUCAAGCAGCUCAUCUACUCGCUGUGCUUCUUCCAUGCGGUCACAGAGAGGCGAUACUUUGGCCCAAUCGGCUGGAAUAUUCCCUACGUUAACGAAACCGAUCUCCGUAUAUCCCUGAUGCAGCUGAGGAUGUUCCUUAACCAAUACGAGACUGUUAACUAUGAUGCUUUACGUUAUUUGACUGGAGAAUGUAAUUACGGUGGACGUGUGACGGACGAUUGGGAUCGACGGACAUUGAAAACUAUUCUGAAUCAGUAUUAUUGCCCGGAAAUUAUCGACCUGGAGAAGCCGCACUUCCUCGAUGAUUCCGGUCUGUACUAUGUGCCCGUGUUCAAGGAAGUGGAGCUGUAUUUGAACUACACGAGAGACCUGCCACAGAUCUCGGCGCCAGCAAUCUUUGGCUUCCAUGCAAAUGCGGAUAUAAUGAGGGAUCAAAAGGACGAUAUGUUGCUAUCGCACACUCUGCUAACACAGGAUACGAGUGCCACAUCCGAUGAUAGCGGCGGUGCCAAGGCGUACCCCGAAGAGGUGGUGACCAAUGUGGCCACCGAUAUUCUGGACAAGCUGCCCAAGCUGUUUGAUCGGGAUGCCGCCCUGCUCAAGUAUCCCACUCUACAUCAGAGCAUGAACACGGUCCUGGUGCAGGAGAUGGUGCGGUUUAAUGUCCUGCUGAAUACGAUUCGAACCAGUCUGAUCACAUUGCGGAAGGGAAUCAAGGGAUUGGUUGUAAUGUCAGCCGCUGUGGAGGCCGUAUACAAGUCUGUUCUGAUAGCCAAGAUACCUGCCAUGUGGGCGGGAAAAUCAUAUCCAAGUCUAAAGCCAUUGGGCAGUUAUAUUACCGAUUUUCUGCGACGCCUUGAGUUCCUACAGCAUUGGUUUGAUCAUGGAGCUCCCUCGACCUUUUGGCUAUCCGGUUUCUUCUUUACCCAAGCCUUCCUCACGGGAGCCCAGCAGAAUUAUGCUAGGAAGUACGUUAUAUCCAUAGAUUUGCUGGCCUUUGACUACGAGGUCCUGCAGCUAGAAGAAACCCAAAUUAAGGGAGUGGCGGCACCAGAGGAUGGGGUGUUCGUGUAUGGCAUCUUUCUGGAGGGUGCACGUUGGGAUCGAACCGGCAAGUAUCUGGCCGAAUCCCGUCCUCGGGAACUGUUCGAUACGAUGCCAUUGAUCCAUCUCAAGCCACUCAAGCGGGUUGAUCUGCCCGAGCGUCAUAAUUACCUGUGUCCCAUGUACAAGACAGCCGAGAGACGAGGUGUCCUGUCCACCACUGGGCACAGUACCAACUUCGUGGUCGCCAUGCUGCUGUUGUGCAAUCCCAACACACCGACCUCACAUUGGAUUAUUCGUGGCACGGCUUUGCUGUGUCAGCUGAGUUUCUAAUUGAAUUGUGACAUUACCCAACUGAUUUGAGUGUAUUUUUUAAAAAUUAUUGCGAGGCUAAAAUAAAUGUAG
Messenger RNA from Drosophila serrata, 12192 nucleotides. RefSeq names its product Dynein heavy chain at 36C (gene Dhc36C). The record is from RefSeq and is a predicted model, not a curated record. Gene Ontology annotation, biological process: microtubule-based movement. Gene Ontology annotation, cellular component: dynein complex. Gene Ontology annotation, molecular function: ATP hydrolysis activity; dynein light intermediate chain binding; ATP binding. Lineage: Eukaryota; Metazoa; Arthropoda; Insecta; Diptera; Drosophilidae.